Molecule: messenger RNA, 3562 nt
Organism: Jaculus jaculus (lesser Egyptian jerboa)
Lineage: Eukaryota; Metazoa; Chordata; Mammalia; Rodentia; Dipodidae
Gene: Naa50
Product: N-alpha-acetyltransferase 50, NatE catalytic subunit
Exons: 5
Coding region: 254-763 (169 amino acids)
Biological process (GO): mitotic sister chromatid cohesion
Cellular component (GO): NatA complex
Molecular function (GO): acyltransferase activity, transferring groups other than amino-acyl groups
Source: RefSeq, a predicted model, not a curated record
GCACGUGUGGGAGAAGCGGCGGCGGCGGCGGGAGAAGAUUCCUCCGCCUCCCUCGGGGCGGCGCUAGGCUCUCGCGGCCUCCGUCGGCGCCCUUCGCUAGGCAGAGAGGCCGGCGGCCCUCGGCGGACAGGGGGGUCAAGUGGCCUGAGGUCGGCCGGUGUGUGUCGGCGGGUCGGUCGGGGCCCGCGGGGAGAGGCUCUGCGGACGGCGACGACGACGGCGGUGCUCACGACGGCCUCAGCAGGCGGGGAAGAUGAAAGGUAGCCGGAUCGAGCUGGGAGAUGUGACGCCACACAAUAUUAAACAGUUGAAGAGACUGAACCAGGUCAUCUUCCCAGUCAGCUAUAAUGACAAGUUCUACAAGGACGUACUGGAGGUCGGCGAGCUUGCAAAACUCGCCUAUUUCAAUGAUAUAGCUGUAGGUGCAGUGUGUUGCAGGGUGGAUCACUCACAGAAUCAGAAACGACUUUACAUCAUGACACUCGGAUGUCUUGCACCUUACCGAAGACUAGGAAUAGGAACUAAAAUGUUAAAUCAUGUCCUGAACAUCUGUGAGAAAGAUGGCACUUUUGACAACAUUUAUCUGCAUGUCCAGAUCAGCAAUGAGUCAGCAAUUGACUUCUACAGGAAGUUUGGCUUUGAGAUUAUUGAGACAAAGAAGAACUACUAUAAGAGGAUAGAACCUGCAGAUGCUCAUGUGCUUCAGAAAAACCUCAAAGUCCCUUCUGGUCAGAGCGCAGACACACAAAAGACAGACAACUAAACAAAUUACACGAACUUCUUGCACUUGCUUGUCGCCAAAUAAAAGAGGCCCGUUAUUCUCCUUCCCUUUUCUUAAGCUUCCCUCCUUGUUCUUGGGUUUUUUUUUUUUUCCUUCCCCCACCCUUCCUCUAAAAGUUUUAAUUCUUUCAAGGACUCUUAAAAAUGAUCAUGUUUGGAUUGUUUUAGUUCUCUUAUUUUUGUGAGGUGGUUGGAUUGGAAGGAAGAGAAGGUAAAUACAUUCUUUGUAGUUUCAGUUAAGAUAUCUGGUCCCAAAAAUUUGGGUGUCAGGUAACUUCAGAUUUUUGGCUGAUUUUUUUUUUUUUUUUUAAAUGUCCUGCUUUCACAUUGAAGGGCAGAGCCUACAAUAGUGUUUAUUUCAAAAGACAAAAAGAAGCAGCAGCAAUAUCUUGUUCUCAAUUCAUAGACAAGUUUAGUGUAUUUGUGGUACUUUGAGUUUAAAUGUAAAGACUAUCUGUGGGAUGUCAAUCCCUAGACAUUGCCUUCACUCUACCUUUAGUCCUUCUGAGCACUCUGUCCAGAGUUGGACCAUUGUUAUCCUUGUAAGAAAUGCUAAGCUUAUUUAGGUUUUUAAAGCGUUUUUCUCUACUUGCUGAUGGGUGGGGCAGUUUGGGUAGUGCUAAACUUUGGUCAAGUAUUUGAGUUAAACUGCAUUUUUAUUAAUGAGUGGUUUGGUUCCUGGCAGGCUUCUUUUUCCUGCCAUUGAUUAUUACUAAAGGCAUUUAACUUUUAGAGUGUGAGCUGGUGAGGUUAAUUUUAUUAUAAUAUCCCAGCUAGAGAUAAGGCCUUUGACUGACCUAAAGAAGUUUCUUAUUAAGUUUUUUUCCCCAGUAAGCCCAAUAAUAGUGAAAUUAAAAAAAAAAAAUGGAGUUAGGUCCUUACAGGUUCAUACCCCUAAAUAAACCUGAAGCAGGUGUUUUCUCUUGGACAUAUUUUAAAAGUACAUAAAAAGCUUAGAUGGACUUGUGGCACAAUAAUUGUAUUUAAUGUCAACUAGUUCAGGCUGUGAAAAGUGUGGCCACUGAGCAUUGAUAAUAUAUCAAAGAAUUUCUAGACAGUAUUUUUGAAAAUUGCAUAGCUAUACUAUUGCUUAUCUGGUGGAGAACAUCCCAGAUUUGCUUACACUCUGUGCCUACAAUGUUGAGCUUAAAUUUGAAAUAAGAUGAAUCUUUAAAAAAAUUGCUUCUAUUCUUGGGAAGGUAGAAGUAUAAAGUGUUGAUACAAAUAUCACUGUGGCCUCCUCUACUGACAGGUCUAGUUUAUGCCCAAUCAUUUUCUGGUACAUAGGGAGUGGCUUUGACAGAUUGAUAGUGUUUUGUAAGAUGAGUGACACAUGAAAUACUUAUAUUUUCUUCCCUUUGUCUCAUCUCCAAUCAUUAGUGUUUUAGAUUGUCAGUGGUUGUCUAUAGCUCAAGAAAUGUUGUCAUUACACUUUGUAACUGUACACAGAACUUGAGUUUUCUGUCAUUUGAUUUUAAAAAUACUUGACUCAUUGUAUUUAUCCUCUUAUGUAAAAUUGUGGUAUAAAAGUCUCAUUUCCAAAUAGGUUAAGUGAUAAAAAAUUUUACAAAUGUUUGUGCACACUUUACAACCUUAAGUUUUUAUUUGAGAAUGUGAAAGUACAAAGUAAAAUGGACUUAAAGAGCCUUGAGUGCCAAGAACAAUAUAGAAAAGGGAGUAUGAUUGAUGAAUGAGUUUGUAGAGUUAUAAUCUUAAAAUAGUGAAAAUGUAGAAAGGACAUGCUGGUUUCUUGCAUAUCAGUUUCGUAAACAGUCCAAACCUAAGCUUAGAAAAAUUUAGUGUUUAAAUACUUUUACAUUCAUGAAUAAGCUUGUGCUUGAUCUUGCCAAGAGAAGAGUGCUUAAAACAGAAAGCAUAAUUAGUUUUAAGAAGUCAGCCAUUUUGUAAACUUCCAGGUAUCAUAAUAGAUUUUGAUAUAUAAAUAAGUUUUCUGAGAUGACACUGCCUCUAUUUCUAUAACCAUUUCACCUGGACUAUUUAAAAUAGUCCAAUGAAUGUAUCCCUAAAUGUGGUUAUUGAAAACCGAAUAGCUGCCUCACGACAGUUAAGUACAUGUUAUUUAAAGGUAGGAAAACAUUAAAAGUUUGAAUUGAGUGUGUAGGCUCCCUAUCACUACAUUUUCUUUUUCCACAGUACUCAGUGACUUACCCUAAAUUUUAAGUGUGUGUAAAGGUCAGUUAUCCUUCAUCAACCCUGUAUCAAAUAAUUCCAUCCACUUGCAGAAGAGGCCGGUGUAGAGAGGUAGAGGCUGGCCAUUGCUCCAUGUAGGAUCAUAUGAGUCAGUAAAGACUCCUGUCCCAUAUUUUUGUUUUUUGGUAAAUGAUAAAAAUUUUUGAGGUAAAACAGUAGUUCUAUUAACUGGAAGGCUAUAUCCGUCAUAUUUUUCAGGACAAAUAGUUUUUACUGUGGGGCAAAUAGGUUAAAAUUAUACUAUUAUAUGGUAUUUGCAUUUAGGUUCUAAAGGAAAGACUAUAGAGAAAUCUAUGCAAUAUAUAAUUUGUCCAGAUUAGUUUUCAUUUGAGGAAAGGAAGAGUUCUGAAGCAUCUCAAAGCAGUUUGCUCAUUAAUUGAAAGUCCUCCAAUAAGAGAACUAUUGGGAAACAGUGGUGUAUGGUGGUGGAAAACAAAAGCUCCCUCAGUUUUUGGAGGGAAAACUUUAAAAAUACUUAAAUGGCUAAGUUUAUUUGGUGCAGUUCAGAAUUAAACUUGUCAAUUUUAACAUUACUGUUACAUCUGAAAUAAACUUAUGUGAUGUUCUGGUA